Messenger RNA from Daktulosphaira vitifoliae (grape phylloxera), 1535 nucleotides. RefSeq lists its product as uncharacterized. The transcript is spliced from 6 exons. Lineage: Eukaryota; Metazoa; Arthropoda; Insecta; Hemiptera; Phylloxeridae. The record is from RefSeq and is a predicted model, not a curated record. The coding region runs from base 450 to 1202 and encodes 250 amino acids.
GUUGUAUUUUAUGAUUUUUGUUAUUUUUCUACAUAUUAAAACUCGUUGGUGUCCGUCAUAUAACGACCGAUAUAACAUUGAUUUAAAAAUCGUAGAAGUGUGAUCGAUAGUUAGUUAUCGUAGUAUAAACUAUCGAUAAUAGACACACAGCAACAGCUGUAGAAGCAACAGUUACACACAUCUUGUUACUAUCUUUCUAAACGUCUAACGCUGUCGAGUCAGUUUCUCAAUUAUAAUUGUUCGUUUCUAUUCAUUAGGCGUUGAUUUAUUAUUUUGUGGUUCUAGUCAAAUCAUCGCGAUCUUAGUCCACCACAAACAGUCUAACGUGUUUUGAUUUUUUACAAAAUAAUUGGUUAAAACGCAAUGAAAUAGUUAUAUGUUAAUAGUGAUAACAAUUUUUGUACAUUUUAUACAGUAGUUAAGCUAACUAGUAACUUGUCAACGAAAUUAUGGAAUCGAAGCGAACUAUUAUCGAUAUCAUAUUUUUUGUCACUAUCGUUAUUUCUUUUUUUAGUAUUGUUAGUUGUGGGCCUACAGCUGUAGAAAAAAACUACAUGGGAUGUGAUGAUCCACAUAUUUUCAAUUGUAAACAGUUUCCUUUGUACAAUUAUACAGAUUUACCCGUUGCAGAAAAAAAAGAAGAUUUAUCUGUAAACUGUCCGUAUUCAGGUUUGGAAAAACAUUUAGUUUGUGUUGAUGUUUUUACAAGGAAAUGCAUGAGCCCAAAGCAGCGUUCUUCUUUUUAUCAACUAUAUAAUAAACCACCCUUGCUGAUGCAAGAAUUAUGCCAAGAUGGUCCAUAUCAAGAUGAAUAUUUGAAACAUGCACCAUGUCUAAAAAAAGUUCAUAAAGAAUAUGAAGAAUGUGGAAAAGAACAUCAGAAACACAUCACCGAAAUGAUGGCAAAUAACAACUCUACCAUUCAAUUUCAACCUUCUCAUGAUAUGAAUGAAAACCUAAAACACUUAUGCAGAUCAUUUCGUGGCUAUUUAAUUUGUGUCAACGACAUAGUCAAAGCAACUUGUGGGGAAACAACAGUUGCAUUUACUAAACAGUUUCUCAGUGAAAUGGCAUCUUCUCUUUUAAAAAUAUGUGAAAAUUCUUCCGUUGAUAUGAAAACUGAAGAUGAAAAUUCAUCAACAAGCUUACAUUUAUCUUUAUUUUUGAUUUCAGUGGGAUUAGUUUUGACUAAUUCCUUUUAACUGUUAUUUUAUUUAAGUAAGCCCAAUACUCUUUUAAAUUGUUAUGUUAAAAUUAUUGAGAUUGUUUCAUUUGAUUGUUAUCCUAUAAUGUUCUUGAUUUUUAAUAACUUGAACUUUUAAAAACCGUCCAAAUGUAUAUAAAGCUCCAAUAUUACAUUUUUAAAAUCAUAAAAAGUCAUUUUAAAAACAACUAUGAGCACUAGAAAAAUGUAAAAGAUACAUUUAAUUUUAAUUGCUUUUUUCUUGUAGUAUAUUAUACAAUAUUUAUAUUGGAUAUUUAUUUUGUAUGUGUUCAUUGUGUGCCUUUUUAUAUUAGGUACCAAUUUUAUUAUA